AUGCUGCCGUUCCCGAGGGCCGCCACCUCCCACGCCCCGGACGGCCACCGUGUGAGUAGCAGCGCCUCCUCGCCGGCGUUCCUCGCGUUCGUCAUCCUCCUGGCCGCGCUCUUCCUCAUCUGCCUCUGCUCCGCCGCCGCGCGCCGCCUCUGCUCCCGCUUCUCCGCCUCCGCCAGUACGCGUCCCUUGACGACGCUGCCUCCACGCCGAUGCCGAGGCUCCGUCCCGGACAUGGACCCGGCGGCGCUGGCGGGGUCCCUCCCGGUGCGCGCCUACGCUGGCGGCGCGACGGGCGACGACGUGUGCGCGGUGUGCCUGGGCGAGCUGCAGGCCCAGGAGCAGGUGAAGGCCAUCCCGGCGUGCGGCCACGUCUUCCACCCGCCCUGCAUCGACCGCUGGCUUUUCCUCGCCGGCACCGCAGGCCGCGCAUCCUGCCCGCUCUGCCGAUGCCCCGCCGCCGCUCUCAAGCCAGCUGCACCUGCAGCCUGA
Lolium perenne is the source of this 489-nucleotide messenger RNA. Its product is annotated as E3 ubiquitin-protein ligase Os03g0188200. NCBI's taxonomy places the organism in Eukaryota, Viridiplantae, Streptophyta, Magnoliopsida, Poales, Poaceae. The record is from RefSeq and is a predicted model, not a curated record.